This is a messenger RNA of Phymastichus coffea, 780 nucleotides long. RefSeq names its product neuropeptide-like protein 29. The record is from RefSeq and is a predicted model, not a curated record. NCBI's taxonomy places the organism in Eukaryota, Metazoa, Arthropoda, Insecta, Hymenoptera, Eulophidae. The transcript has 3 exons. Bases 480 to 710 code for a protein of 76 amino acids.
UGAUAAAUUAUAUUAUCAUUCUCAACUUAAAUUACGUGAACACGUUAGCUGUUUGCAGAUAUGAGUAUUUUAACAUUAAUAUAUUUAAAGCAUUUUUUUCAUUGAAAAAUCACUAAAAUAUGUUGAUAUUUUAAUGUUGUUUAUUAUUUGGUAAUAGGAAUAUUUUUUAUAUUUUCUUUUUAAUGAAAAAUCGUGCAUCUUGUGAAAUAGUUAUGUGCAUCAUCAUCAGUUUGCUGGAUUAUUUAGCUGAAUCAAGAAACUUACAUAAAGUUUUCUCUGAAUUACACGUGAUUUUAUGGGUAAUUAGUAAAAUUACCGUGAAAAAUCCAAUUUUCAUUGUAAAAUUCUAACAAAGAUGAUUGACCCGAAUGAUCAAUUAUUGCAUCUUUCUACAACGAUAUAAAAGAGACAAAUAGAUAAAGCACUGGUAGUUGAUCUUUUGCCACAGAAGUAACUUACUUGAUUAAAAAAAACUAAAAAUGAAGCUCUUUAUUUCCUUACUAAUUACUAUCGUUAUCUUUGUUUUCAUUAGUGUCUGCCAAGCUCAAUUUGGUGGUUAUGGAGGCGGAUAUGGUGAACUAAUGGGAGGCCCUGGAGGGGGUUAUGGUCGAGGCAGAAUCGGUGGUUAUGAAAGACCCAUGUAUGGUCCAGAAAUGGGUUAUAGACGUGGUGGAAUGCGUGGUGGAUAUGGUGGUAUUGGAUUCAUAUAAAUGUCAUAAGAGUUGAUUGUACACAAUUGUAGUAUAAUAGCUAUUUCAAUAAAAUUAUUCAGCAAAUGUA